AUGGAGUCCUACAAAGACCUUUUGGGUGCAGGACGUACUAGCAGCAGUGAAUCUGGGUGGACAAUGUACAUUGCCUCCCCUUAUAUGGAAGAAGAAGAUGCUGAACGCAGUGAUAAUCAUGAUGGUGAUCAUCAUGACAAGCAUCAAAUCAGAAUUAACCGGAAGCAUGUCAAGAAAGAAGAUGAUGACAGUGAUGAUUCUUUGACUUCUGAUGCUUCGUCUGUUCCAAGUUAUCGUCGCCAUACCCAUUCUCGCGGUCAAGUUAGUCAUGGCACAUCUCGUUCUAAACCAGACAAAAGUUAUAAUGAAAACUGCAUUUUUUCUUUAGGCAAGGAUGCAGAAAAGCAGGCGAAGAAACGUGUUGGAAGUAGUACUAAGAAGUAA
Molecule: messenger RNA, 384 nt
Organism: Juglans microcarpa x Juglans regia
Lineage: Eukaryota; Viridiplantae; Streptophyta; Magnoliopsida; Fagales; Juglandaceae
Product: protein SOB FIVE-LIKE 4-like
Exons: 1
Coding region: 1-384 (127 amino acids)
Biological process (GO): cytokinin biosynthetic process
Source: RefSeq, a predicted model, not a curated record